CAACGGUUACUCAAAGGAAAAGCUACCAAUCACAACAUGCACAGGCGACCUUCAGGUGCUCAGCCUCUCCGUAAGCCGUUUGUACUCCUACUCUCUGUAAACAUUCCAUGCUAAGUUGCUGUACGUAUUUGUAGUAUGCUGACUCUCCUUAUGAACCACGACUGUAUCCUUGCAGAAUAGCACCUACAAAUGUAAUUUCCACAUGUUUGAUUCUUAAAAUGUGGUCCUCCCUUAAAAUCACUAUCCCUAAAGAUCAAAAACAUUUUCACUUUUAGUGCUUUGGAAGAAGUAGGAGAAGGUAAUCAUAUGGAACGGUGUAUAUGUGAAAAACACCUAUGUCACUGAAAAUAUUCACUAUGUACAUUUCUUUCGCAUUAUUUGAGGGUUCAUAAGGAAGGCUGUCCGGGGUUAAAAUGUUUGCCCACAUCAUUCCUCCACUCAUCCUAUUACCUUGUGAUCCAGUCCCCGCAUUUUUUGUCAGAGUAAGUCUUUGUGUGGGUAGACUGGCUUUGGCCUGUCUGUAUUUACGAUGCUGGGAAUAUUGCGACAGUGAUUUCAGGUGAUUUGAUUGCCUAAUUCAUUUCCCGUUAUGGAACUCAGAAUUUGGAGGAUAUAGACAGUUCUUGGUUCGUUCUUAGUGGAGUCAUUUCGUUCGUUCAAAAUCGGAGCGGCGUUCAACUGAUGCUGCACGUGUGCUGAUAGAAACAUAUGUUAGAAAAAUAACUGGAUGGCCACAGCACAAGUUCAUCGCUUUCAGCAGCGUGUUUCAAAUCUCCAGUCACAUCAUAAACUUGCGUCAAUUAGGCAUUGUGAAGCUGUAAACAGUUAUGUCAAUCAGAAUAAUGCACUAAUGAAUUGUUUGCUAAUUAAUUUGAAAGCUGCAGAUAAAAAUGUAAAAAGAACAAAGAGAACUACAAAACCGAGAAAUACACAUUCUCACUUAAAAAAGUCUGCACGUUUUACUGGGAAGUCGUAUGCUAUGCAGCCACCUUAUGUUGAGCAAACCAACACAAUGUAUCACCACUCAAUACCAAGACAAACAAAUUGUGUCAAUCGAUGUUUCACCAAAGAAUUAUGGAAUGAAUUCGGUACAACAGGAAUGGGAAAUGAACAGUUUGCCUGUAAUUCAAAAGAACCAAUAUUUCCACCACCAACAUAUGCAGAACCAAGUGAACCGGCUAUAUUUGACGAUUGUUCCUGGAAAAAUUGGCUUAGCGAUGAUAAAGAUAGAAAUGAUAAUGUUAUCCUCCAAAACAAGUGGCCGUCUGCAACACUUCAGCCUGACUAUACUUUAUGUAGCAAUAAUUAUUCAUGUGAUGAAGUCAAUUCAUUUGUUUACAAUGAAACAUUACAAGAAAAACGCUUUUGGAGUAGUGAUAAUCCCCUAAAUGAUCGUAGAAAACAAACAGCUAAUUUUACUAGUGAUUUUAACUUCUCUGUUCCACAGUCGGUGGAUUCUUAUUGGUUGAAACAGUCCACUUCUUACAGUGACAUCAAACAUUCACCGCUUGCUAAUACAGAUAGUUAUGUGUAUGAUGAAACAUUGUAUGCUAGACAAAAUUCCUUCCGUAGUAGUAGUACUCACAAUAUUAUUUCUGAAGAUGUAAAUUGUUUUCCAAUUAACCGGAUAGGUAAUUAUUCACUAGAAUAUAAUCCUCUUAAUAUCAACUGCAGGAUAUCUGAAUCAUGUAAAAAUUCUAUUAACCCAAUACUUGCAUCCACUUAUCCCCCAUCAGGAUCUAAUUCACAUUAUUAUCAUUCAACAACAACAGGCUUUCAUACUGAUGAGUGUUUGAAACCUCACUACAAUUAUAUGCCUUAUUAUCCUUCUGACUAUAGCAGUAAUAGUAAUAAUAAUAACAACUGUAAUGAAAGCAAUCUAAGUGAUCAACCUUGUACGGAUACAAGUUUAUCGGCAGCAAAGCAUUCAUUAAUGUAAAUUACUCAUCAGCUUCUUUAAUUAUUUAUUUUCUUAUCCAUACUCAUAUCUUUUAUCUCGUAAUCAAUUCCUGUAAAAUUUAUAGAAGUUAAUGAUAAAGAAUUGAGUUUUUGUGAUACAUAUCGAUAGAAAACAGAACAAAAAACUUUUUCUGCGCCUGUCUCUGCGGUUAUUCUUUUUUCUUUUCAGUAAAAUUAAUAUUAGUCAUUUAUCUAUUCAUAUCCGUUUUAUUAUUAGGAUGUAUAGUCCCACCCCUUCCCUCGUAAAAAAUGAUAUUGAGCCAUAUUCAAGCAAUCAUGAUACUAAAUUUUCAAUUAUUUACUAUUUGUACUGUUCUGAUGAAAUGAAAAGCGCCAUAAAUUGACUUCUGUUUUAAGUUGUUCCGUGUAAUUAAAUAUAAUUUUAUUUUGUUCGUUUCUGUUUGUGUACUGUUGAUUAAACUCAGUUUUUGGGAUAGGUUUUUCUCACAUUUGUGUAAGGGCUGGUGAUUCUUUCCAGUCACCCCUGGGCUUAAGCAGGUGCAGUAGAACCCGACGUUGAGACCUAUUACCUAUAAGUCGAGUGCUUAAUCCAUUCAAUUACUGAUACAAACAUAUUUUGUGUACGUCGAAGUAGUAUUUAUUUCGGCUUACGUCUAAAAUAAGACGGAGAGAGUUGAGUUCUAUGAACUUGCUCUUCUGUAAAUAUAUGUUGACGUAAAUUAUAUAAUUGUAGCAACAUUAUCAAGACACUGUUUCAUAUGACUUUACAAUAUACUGUCAUUUGAUAAUAAUUUAAAUCCCCUUCAGUUAAUUUACUAUCUUUACAUUGAAAACUUGCUUGCAAGUGUCGAUAGUUGGGUCUUAAUGUUAAACUGUUCACUUAUAUGUAGGCUGUUAAGGCAAUCUUUAUAUUAUUUACUAUAUUUAUUUACUUAAGUAAUCAUUCAUAUUUUAAGGUCUAUUCAAGCUGAAUGAGGUAUUUUAGAUGGUCAUGUAU
Messenger RNA from Trichobilharzia szidati, 2917 nucleotides. Lineage: Eukaryota; Metazoa; Platyhelminthes; Trematoda; Strigeidida; Schistosomatidae. The record is from the annotation of a GenBank genome assembly.